AUGUACAAAAACCGGGAUCCAUCUACACUGUGGUGGAUGGUCUCGGCGCAUAAUCUGCUCUCACAAAAGCGGGUGGUGCGAACAUGGCUGUCGCGGCGAACACGCGCGGCGUUUCAGCAGGCGUUGAGAGACUACGGCUUCGAUUCCCAGGGAAAGAGGCUUGCACCUCCAUUUAUUAGGAAGCCGGGCAGCAGGGGAUGUGUUAAUGAUCUGACCGGUACCGUCGAGAUCACACUCAAUCCGCGUAUGCACGGAGGCGAUUUGUCUGGGUUGGAUAGCGAUAUGGCAGUGACGCUGAAAACGAUACUACGCCAUCGGAAGGGAAAGGGAAGGCCAGCAGUUGCUGAGGGUGAAGCAGUUGCUGGAGGUGAAGCAGUCGUGGAAAAGGGACACCUCCUGGGGGUGCAGCAGUCGUAG
Aspergillus affinis is the source of this 417-nucleotide messenger RNA. RefSeq lists its product as uncharacterized. The record is from RefSeq and is a predicted model, not a curated record. The transcript has a single exon. Bases 1 to 417 code for a protein of 138 amino acids. NCBI's taxonomy places the organism in Eukaryota, Fungi, Ascomycota, Eurotiomycetes, Eurotiales, Aspergillaceae.